Molecule: messenger RNA, 2114 nt
Organism: Cercospora beticola
Lineage: Eukaryota; Fungi; Ascomycota; Dothideomycetes; Mycosphaerellales; Mycosphaerellaceae
Gene: HTS1
Product: histidine--tRNA ligase
Biological process (GO): mitochondrial translation; histidyl-tRNA aminoacylation
Cellular component (GO): cytoplasm; cytosol; mitochondrion
Molecular function (GO): histidine-tRNA ligase activity; ATP binding; RNA binding
Source: RefSeq, a predicted model, not a curated record
CAAAAGUUGCCCGCUGUGACUCCUCAUAUUUCAAGCGACUGACUAUAUGAAAUCUUUGCUGCGCGUCUCUCGUGCUGCCCGCAUCUCCUUCUCACCGCCGCUACUUCGCCUCGCACGUGUACAAUACCCACUGAUCGCGCCGAACACUCAGCCCCAACACCGCCGAUACCACGCCGAGGAGGGCAUCAUGGGGAAAGAGAAGUUCCAGCUCAAGGUGCCCAAGGGCACGAAAGAUUGGGAUGGCAAGGACAUGGUCAUCCGUGAGAAGAUCUUCAGCACCAUCACUGAAGUCUUCAAGCGCCACGGCGCUGUCACCAUCGACACGCCCGUGUUUGAACUCAAGGAAAUCCUGUCGGGCAAAUAUGGCGAAGACAGCAAACUCAUCUACGACCUGGCAGACCAAGGCGGCGAGCUCUGCUCACUGCGAUACGACCUGACAGUUCCCUUCGCACGAUGGCUGGCCAUGAACUCGAGCAUUUCCAGCAUCAAGAGAUAUCACAUCGCCAAGGUCUACCGCCGAGAUCAGCCUGCCAUGACCAAGGGCCGCAUGCGAGAGUUCUACCAAUGCGAUUUCGACAUUGCUGGCGAGUAUGAUUCAAUGAUUCCCGACUCCGAGAUCUUGCGCAUCAUCGUAGAAAUUUUCGAGGCAUUGGGAUGGAAGGGACGAUACACGAUCAAGUUGAACCACCGCAAGAUCCUCGACGGUAUCUUUCAAGUGUGCAAAGUGCCAGAUGAGAAGAUCCGAACGAUAUCUUCAGCAGUGGAUAAGCUGGACAAGUCGCCGUGGGAAGAGGUGCGGAGGGAAAUGACUGAAGAGAAGGGCCUGGAUCCUGCCAUUGCAGAUCGCAUUGGCGAGUACGUGGUAGGGAGAAAGGGAACUGAGGAGCUUUUGGCAGAGCUACAGAAGGACGAACACCUGGCCGCAAACGAGUCAGCAAAGGCUGGUCUUCAGGAUAUCCAGACGCUGUUUGAGUACCUCAAGGUCUUCGGAACUCUUGACCGGAUAUCGUUAGACAUGUCGCUGGCACGAGGGCUCGACUACUACACUGGCCUCAUCUACGAGGUCGUUACCGAAGGGUCAGCGCCACAGACGAGCGAAGGGCAAGCACUACAACAGGAGGCCAAGAAGUCAUCGAAGCCGAAGAAGGUGGCAGACGGAGACGAGGAUAGAUCAAAUGAUCCUACGGUUGGCGUGGGAUCGGUUGCCGCAGGUGGUCGUUAUGACAACCUAGUCGGCAUGUUCAGCGGCAAGAAGACGAUACCAUGUGUGGGAAUCUCAUUCGGCGUGGAACGGAUCUUCAGCAUCACCAAGCAGAGACUUGCGGCGGACAGCUCCGCGGCGCCAAUUCGAACAAACGAGGUCGAUGUCUUCGUCAUGGCAUUCGGAGGGAAGGGCUUCGAGGGUCUCCUCAAAGAACGCAUGGAAGUCGCCACACGGUUAUGGGAUGCUGGCAUCAAGGCCGAGUUCUUGUGGAAGACGAAGCCAAGGCUUCCAGCCCAGUUCAAGGCCGCGGAAACCAAUGGAGUGCCGUUCGCCGUUAUUCUCGGAGACGAUGAGUUGGCUGCAGGCAAAUGCAAGAUUAAGGAAAUGGGCCUUCCGGAAGGCCACCCCGAGAAAGAGGGCGUGUCCAUUGACAUGGCGAAUCUGAUCGAGGAGGUGAAAGUUCGUAUAUCCAGACAGGCGACUACAGCCACGCUCUCGAAUGGUGUGAGCAGCAUCAGCUUGGAUGUCGAGGCCAAGGAAGCGCCCAAGACAGACUAGACGACAUGAUUGAGACAGUGUUCCCCUUCUUCGGAUUGUCUGCUUAGACUUUCUGUCCGAGUUGUCGCACCUCGGUCGCCAGACAAGAUUGCACAGCUUUCACGAUACCCAUUGCAGACGUAGAGCGUAAAUGAAAAUACGAUACAUCUGCUAAGCACGACUGAGAAAUCACGAGAUCUUUCAGAUGAAUGUCCCGUACACCAGUAUCAUAGUGUACAAUGAAUGGUCAUGUCAGCUAAUCGUCCGCAGGCGCCGCAAGUGAUCUCCCUCUCCACAAGACAAGUUUCGCUCCUAGCAAGUUUCUGUCUAGGCUGGCUGUCUCUUACGCCUUUGCUCAUUCUGCCAUCUGCUC